Linepithema humile (Argentine ant) is the source of this 3338-nucleotide messenger RNA. Lineage: Eukaryota; Metazoa; Arthropoda; Insecta; Hymenoptera; Formicidae. The record is from RefSeq and is a predicted model, not a curated record.
GUAGGUCUAUAGCCAGCCGAGACAGCCCGGUUGCAACGGGCGCGUACAAACGUAUCAUGCUGGGUAGGGCCGGUGCCGAGAUGCCGGCUUGUAAACGAAACCAGUUUGCUAUCCGAUACGAUCCAGGCAACAGCGGCCUCGCGUGAUAUCCCCACGACGUGGAAGAGCGUCAGCGCGGCUGAGCCUGAGUGGGUGUCACCCUGAGCGAGAUCUGGAGAACGACCGCGCGGACUCACCUGACGACGAUCCUCGGUCGGAGCACCUACGACGGUGAAUUAAUUCCAACGACGUUUACCACGUGCCGCCCGGGAUUUAAUUCGGAGUUGAUCAGUGACAUAAUCGCCGCGACGGGAGAAAAAGUCGCCAAUGUGGGCUUUCAGAAUUUAACACCUGCAGAAACAAUCGGCUCUGCUCGCUUCCUCCGGCGCGAUUCAAUAUUUCUUUAAAAGAGAUUAAUACUCCCCGCAUAUUCUCUCUCUAAAUGUAAUAUCCAAUCCGCCUGUAUCGCCGAACUGUAAUAUUUGACAGUGUCAAUGGUGAAGUGGAUAAUUUUCCAGUGACCGUUCCAUCUGUUUCUAAUGAACAAACGUAUCGCGCGUGACUCCGAAUCAUGAGAAGGUCCAGGAGCAAGCACAAAUCGGAGCCCCGCGCUUCCUGAGUCUCGACAAGCCUCCGAGUGACAUCGACACUCCAAGAUCCACAGACUGGAUCAGAAUUGGUGGAUCGCGAAAGAACCGCCGUUCCGGGAAGAUGUCCGCCGCUGGGACCACGCCGCCGAACGCAACGCAAGGUCCGAUUGUACCUGCUCCGUUAUUCGCUUUGCCGACGUUAUCUUUUUCCGUCAGCCAGGUGGCCACGGUCUGCGAGACUUUGGAAGAAAGCGGCGACAUCGAAAGACUGGCCAGGUUCCUAUGGAGCCUCCCGGUUGCUCAUCCCAACAUCCAGGAAUUAAAUCAGAGCGAGGCUGUUCUCCGGGCGCGUGCUAUCGUGGCUUUCCACUCGGGACAUUACCGGGAGCUCUACGCCAUUCUAGAGAGGCACAAAUUCACCAAGGACUCUCACGGCAAGCUGCAGGCAAUGUGGCUGGAAGCGCACUACCAGGAGGCCGAGAAACUCCGCGGCCGACCGUUGGGUCCCGUCGACAAGUAUCGUGUCAGAAAGAAAUUUCCGCUGCCGCGAACGAUCUGGGACGGCGAGCAGAAGACGCACUGCUUCAAAGAGAGAACCAGAUCGCUGCUCAGAGAAUGGUACCUUCAGGAUCCGUAUCCGAAUCCGGGUAAGAAGAGGGAGCUGGCCGCCGCGACGGGACUCACGCCUACGCAGGUCGGAAAUUGGUUCAAGAAUAGAAGGCAGAGGGAUCGCGCUGCUGCGGCGAAAAACAGGAAGCAUGCGGUCGUGAAAAACGCUUGCCGUCCCAAGCAAACGGGAAAUUCGCCUAAAGUGAAAGCACGACCGCAACGAGAGACGAGAGACGACGCGUGGGUAUCGGUUUUCGGCCGAAUGCAGCAACAAUCAGGCCAAGGGAACGGAAACGCGCGGCGCAAUCUAAGCCCGGGGCCUGGCAGCAGCAGCGAGGAGUCCGACAUUUCGCUCGGUGGAACAUCGCCACCGUCGCCGAGUUCCUCGCCGCCGCCGAACCAUCAACCGUCCCCGGUCCCUCUCGGAUCACUCGGACCUCUGCCAACUCCAUCCUUGAAUUUCCGUUUCGAUCCUACGCAACCGCACUUUCGCUUCGGCCAUACGACGGCUUUCAAGUUUCCACCGACGAGCUUCCGAUUCGGACCGCAUAGUCCGCAGCCUAAUCAUCCGAACAUGCCGGGCGGAGGGAUUUUCAGGUUCACGGAGUCCAGCCCUUUCCAAGCUGUGGGACCUAGGGGUGAUCCGGCGUCGAGAGAAAAUGCAGUUCUUUCUCUCUUCGAUUACAGAUUGCCAGAUCCGUUGGGGUUACCGCCGCCGAGACUCCAUCCGCACGACGGCCUACUGCACCACCCACAUCCCCAGCAUCAGCUGUCCGAGGGAAUAUCCAGGAUAUCCGAAGCGUCGCGACUAUCCGACGGUGGGUUAUCUCGCCUGUCGGACAGCUUAUCGGAGGCCCACAGUCCGCCAUUGAUGGCGGCGAAUCUGUCGGUCACGGGUCCGCUGAGAGUGGCUGUACCUAGCCCGCACACCCCCUCUUCCCGAGGUAGUCCGCCCCCUCGUCAGCCGACACCUCAGGGUCAAUCUCAAGGUCAGGGACUGAUAAGGGUCGCCACACCGCCGCCGAAUCCGAAACCGCAAAUCCACAGACCGUUCUCGCCCGCGUGAUACAAUAAGGGCGACGAAUUGGAAGACGCCGUCGACACAGACAAUCGUCUGACGUCGAGAAAGAUCUACCAGUGUGAUGACGUCGCGAGCGAGCGUUUCGAGGUGUUGUGAAGGCGGGGGAGCUAAUCACCGGGUGACAAUCUGGCAUUGAAAAAGGAGGUUUUUCAUGGAAUGACAGAUCGAUCGCCAGUCAACUGCAAAAUGCGAAGAAAAAUCGGUUGUGUCUAGAAAAAAUUUUGAGUGUGAACGGUGCAGUAAAUUUGAUACGCGAGAUGCUGAAGAGCAUUUCGCAAUUUUGUGAAAAUUGACGUAUGGACUAGGAUCAAUGAAUACGUUGAAGUUAUUACACGGAGAUUAUUCGAAGAUAGGUGUAAGAUAAAUCGAUAUCUAGCAAGAUGGCUUUCUUCCGCGACAACAUCAAUUAGACAUCAUCGAAGAGCAGAUUCCAGGAGCUUAGAAACAAUCGAUGUAUAUGUGAAGCUGAAUCAACGAUACCCAUGUGUAGAAACAUUGUUGGAAGUUUUACUCGAAAAUAUAUGAAAGCGAUACUGCACUAAAUCUUAGGAAGAAUCCGUUUGGUUAUGUGAUCAAUGGAGCUGUCGACACAGCUCACCCGAGGAAGCAGUUUCCGAUACGCCCUUACAAAACGCGAAAGAGACUAGUGCGGACAAGUGUGUGCGAAUUAAAUAAGUGCAAUCUCUCAGAUUCGGAAAAAGUAAAAAAUCGAAUGGUCAGGGUGUGUAUAUAACAAUAGUUAAACAUUAGUGGCUCGUCUGUUCGGCGAAACCCAAGAACGAGAUGCAGUGAGUUUCAUAGUCUGUAAAUAGUGCCGCUUUCUAGCCGAUACUCCCUAUCGUGAAUGGUCUCCGGAAUCGAGUCGAAUAGUAAACUAUACAGAAUUUUCACAAAAGAAGCGACUACGUAUUUAUUUUACAGAAUACUCUUUCGUUAUCAUUAAAUUUUUUGUUUCCGAAAACAUGUUUGGAAAUAUGUCUUAAAAAAUGUCAAAAGAAAAACAAGUUUAUGAUUAAAAA